Messenger RNA from Bufo gargarizans (Asiatic toad), 1779 nucleotides. Its product is annotated as zinc finger protein 7-like. The transcript has 6 exons. The coding region runs from base 343 to 1680 and encodes 445 amino acids. Gene Ontology annotation, biological process: negative regulation of transcription by RNA polymerase II. Gene Ontology annotation, molecular function: DNA-binding transcription repressor activity, RNA polymerase II-specific. Lineage: Eukaryota; Metazoa; Chordata; Amphibia; Anura; Bufonidae. The record is from RefSeq and is a predicted model, not a curated record.
GCCUCCCCCAGUCUCCAGUACAUGGAUCACUCCUCCUCCUCUCUUCAGCUUCCCUCCCCAGUACAUGGAUCACUCCUCUCUUCAGCUCCCCCGUCUUCAGUACAUGGAUCACUCCUCCGCGCCUCUCCCCCUAACAACCUGCUCUGUGGUAUCUCCUGUAAACCAGGAGGCCCCGCCCCAUUGAUGACGAGACUCCGCCUCUUCCGGUGACAUCACACAUGACGGAGCUCCUCCAUUCUCGUCAGUACCGGGAUUGUUCUCCCGCGGACGUUUGUCACCGGAAGUAACGAAUUCCCGAACGUCGGAGAGCCCGGAUCCGGCGGGAGCUUGGUGAAUCUCUCGAUGGCCGCUCUUUCCCUCCACUCGGACCCAUUUGCUGAGGUUGGCACCUCCACUGUAAAGCCGUUUUCUCAGAGGGUGGUCCGGCAUGCCCUGGCCAUCAUGCAUCUCCUCAUCACUGAGGGGGAUCUGGCGGGGGACAUGACGUUGCGUCUGUCACUAGAUCAGCGGACUGAAGACCAGAAAAUUGUCAUUGAUCAAAUCAUGAAGCUGGUUCUGGGAAUUCUGCACCUGCUGAACGAGGGCCCCGUGUCUCAUGAACAAGCUGUGAACUUGUCAGAUGAAGACUGGACGCAUCUCGAGAGAGAGCAGCGGGAGCUGUACGGCAACCUCCUGACCGAGAAUGAGCAGACCCUGCAGGGCAUGGGUAAUGACUGCGACUCAUCACCAGGCAUGAAUAGAGCCCAUCCCCCGGUUUGCGGGUCCUUCAAUGUCAAAAUGGAGACUGCGCUGGGAAUGGGGCAGAAGGAAACUCCUCCAACCAGUGUGUCUGCCAGCGGCCAAGAUGGAAAGUCCGAUGCCUGCAGCGAUGCCCCGGCCGAUCCCGCCAGAAGUCCAUUGCCUGAUUCCUACCACCCCAACACCUUCUUAAGUCCUGGGAGCGAUUGCAGCCGUUCCUUCCAUGAAACAUCUGGCCGUACAAGCGCGCAUGGAGUGCCUUCUUCAGCUUCCCUCGGUGCCUUCCAGAGAACAUGCCCCAACCCCUGCAAGGAUCCCUAUGUGACUGUAUUUCCAGAGGCCUCAGGUGCCAACAGCUACAGUGAGGCCUAUGCCAGUAGCUCCACUGACGACUUUACAGAAAACAUAUCCAUUAUUCAGAUCAAGCGGGAAGCAUCUCCAAGCGACCUCCAACCACAAGCCAGUACUGAGGACAUUGAUGUCAGUCCUGAGACUUCCUGUGUGGAACAAGCACUCCAGGGCUUAAGCAGAAAUCAUGGGAAACCAGCAAAGGCAUCAAAUGGAAGCAGAGCACCCAAAGUUAGUAAGCCGCUUGACGUGACAAGGGCAUAUGUGCCUGCUAAGAAGCCAUUUCAGUGUCUGAGAUGUGAAAAGAGCUUUAACCGUACAUCCCACCUCAUUAUGCAUCAUCGAGUGCACACCCGAGAGAGGCCCUACGUGUGUGAGUGUGGGAAGGCGUUCACUCAGAGCUCUAACCUAUUCAGACAUCAACGAGGCCAUCGACAUCACAGAAUGCAGCUCCAUGGGCAGAAUUAUUCAUGCCCUCAGUGUAACAAGGAGUUUCCGGACCUGUCAAUACUUCUUACUCAUCAAAGGACCCAUCACAGGGCAGAAGACGGACUUGUGGGUGCUGUGGAGACUUGUGACUCCAAAGUAGGAUAAAUGGAAGGGGAUGAGCACUAGUCUCUUAGAACGGCUUCAAGGGUUAAUAACUGUAGAAGACUAAUGAUCUGGAAUAAAAUCUGUGAUCACAUCCUUUUA